Molecule: messenger RNA, 540 nt
Organism: Acaulospora colombiana
Lineage: Eukaryota; Fungi; Glomeromycota; Glomeromycetes; Diversisporales; Acaulosporaceae
Source: the annotation of a GenBank genome assembly
UAAUGGAUAAGGAAAUUAAGGAAGAACUCGCCAUACUUGUGAAACUUGCUGCUGGAGCUGUCAUCGUUCAAAACGAUGUCCCCCAGGAUCUUGCUGUCGCUGCCCCAGAACGUUGGAAGUACGAACUUUGUGGCACAGAGGAAGAUAUCGUCGAGGUUGAAUCUAUCUCCAUUUCUCCGGACCCUCCCAAACCAGGAGAAGACCUCGAGAUCACCGCUUCGGGCAAAGUAAAACAGACUCUUGAGGAAGGAGCCUAUGCCGAUGUAACGGUGAAAUUGGGCUUGAUCAAGCUUCUGCGCAAGGAGUUUGACAUUUGUGAAGAAGCUCGCAAAGCGAAUGCUACCAUUCAAUGCCCAGUUGAACCUGGCGACUAUACUCUUGUACAAAAGGUCGCUCUUCCAAAGGAAAUUCCUCCUGGCGAAUACUGUCAACGAGGAACCCGCCACCUGCAUCAAGAUCAUGGUCGACUUCACUCUUCACCGUGGACCACUAAACCUGUGGUGAUCGUCAACGUCAGUGCAGAGGCCAGAGAAACACGGG